This is a messenger RNA of Eriocheir sinensis (Chinese mitten crab), 1414 nucleotides long. Its product is annotated as repetin-like. The transcript is spliced from 6 exons. The record is from RefSeq and is a predicted model, not a curated record. Bases 1 to 1407 code for a protein of 468 amino acids. Lineage: Eukaryota; Metazoa; Arthropoda; Malacostraca; Decapoda; Varunidae.
AUGGAGCAGGGGGGGCUGGUCGGGGGCCUCGGCGGGCAGCAGGAGGUGGAGGAGCAGCAGGUCCCGCGCCAGGAUGUGCGGACUCGGCUCCACCACAGAGAAGGGCCCAGUAAGGUGAGUGAGGGUGGCGGGGGCGGUUUUACGGGAGGGGACAGAGGAGGAACCAGGCUACCGAACGAGAGGGGGAGCCAGAACGAGAGGGGGAGCCAGAACGAGAGGGGGAGCGAGAACGAGAGUGGGAGCGAGAACGAGAGGGGAAGCCAGAACGAGAGGGGGAACCAGAACGAGAGAGGGAGCCAGAACGAGAGGGGAGCCAGAACGAGAGGGGAGCCAGAACGAGAGGGAGCCAGAACGAGAGGGGAGCCAGAACGAGAGGGGGAGCAGAACGAGAGGGGAGCCAGAACGAGAGGGAGCCAGAACGAGAGGGGGAGCCAGAACGAGAGGGGGAGCGAGAACGAGAGGGGAAGCCAGAACGAGAGGAGGAGCCAGAACGAGAGGGGGAGCCAGAGCGAGAGGGGGAGCGAGAACGAGAGGGGGGCGAGAACGAGAGGGGGAGCCAGACCGAGCGGGAGCCAGAACGAGAGGGGGAGCCAGAACGAGAGGGGUAGCGAGAACGAGAGGGGUAGCGAGAACGAGAGGGGUAGCGAGAACGAGAGGGGUAGCGAGAACGAGAGGGGGAGCCAGAACGAGAGGGGGAGCCAGAACGAGAGGGGGAGCCAGAACGAGAGGGGGAGCCAGAACGAGAGGGGGAGCCAGAACGAGAGGGGGAACCAGAACGAGAGGGGGAGCCAGAACGAGAGGGGGAGCCAGAACGAGAGGGGGACCCAGAACGAGAGGGGAAGCGAGAACGAGAGGUGGAGCCAGAACGAGAGGGGGAGCGAGAACGAGAGGGGGUCCCAGAACGAGAGGGGAGCCAGAACGAGAGGGGAACCAGAACGAGAGGCGGAGCGAGAUCGAGAGGGGUCGCGCGAACGAGAGGGGGAGCCAGAACGAGAGGGGGAGCCAGAAAGAGAGGGGGAGCCAGAACAAGAGGGGGAGCGAGAACGAGAGGGGGAGCGAGAACGAGAGGGGGAGCGAGAACGAGAGGGGGAGCGAGAACGAGAGGGGGAGCGAGAACGAGAGGGGGAGCGAGAACGAGAGGGGGAGCGAGAACGAGAGGGGGAGCCAGAACGAGAGGGGGAGCCAGAACGAGAGGGGGAAGGAGCUAGUGGACGCGGGGAAAGGAGGAAGAGAGGAGAUGGUUUAGGAGGAGGAGGAGGAGGCGUUGUGGUGGGGCGUGACCACAGUGGCAGAGAAGACAGCAAGAAUAACCAGCGUCAUGUUUCACCUCCAGCCUCUCCGUUCUCGCCCCUCCAGCCUUCCUUCCUGUCCUCCUCCCUCGUUUCUUUUCUCCUCUCAUUCCUUUAACCUCUUC